CUUGAGAGAAGGAAGCGGAGGAAAACCGGACCGAGACCACUUUCACUUAUCCGUUCCUCACGCGCCUCCUGGGGUUCCCGGAGCCACCGCGAGGUUCUGCCCUGAGUGGAACCGGGUCGGAACAGAUUUAAAGUCCGGAGGAAAACAAGUCAGUGAUGACCGACUUUAUUGGGACUAAAAAGGCUUAAAGAUUUUGUUUUUGUCUGAAACGUGAAGAACAGCAGGAGCGGCCGGGACCCCCCACACCUGUCAGGUGGACUCCAUCACUACUUCCCUUCGUCUCCACUUUAUCUGUCUGUGUGUGUGUGUGUGCGUGUGUGUGUGUGUGUGUGUGUGUGUGUGUGUGCGUGCGUGCGUGCGUGCGUGCAUGCGCCGCUGUUGAGCAGCAUGUCUGUUUGUUGGCCAGCAGCACAAGUAGCAUUAUGAUGGAAGUCAAGGAGCAACGUCCAUACUGUUCACUCAGCAAACACCGAAAAGACAAGAAGGGUUGUUCAGGAGACAGUGAGGACUGUGCUGUUGGCUCCCAAGGUCGAGUCCCAACUCAGAAGUCCUACUCAUCAAGCGAAACACUCAGAGCCUUUGAUCAGCUCCAAGACCAGACCAGGCUGCUGUACAGCACCACCAGGAGGUACAAGGGCAUGGUUCAGCAGGAGCAGGAUAGUUACAGCAGUCAGGGUCAGCAUUUCCGUCUCCGUCAGCUGGGGAUCUGUGAGCCACCGCCUCGCUGUAGCAUUCCUUUUUGCUCUGAUAUUGGUCUUCCUCACCGUGGCUUCUCUGUGGGUCCAGCGCAUGACCUGGACACCAACAAUCAGUCUGUGAUGUCCCCAGAACAAGCCAUGCAGCUGUGGGGCCACGGAGGUCUGGGUAAAUCUUCUGGGAGGAGUUCCUGCCUGUCCAGCCGUUCCAACUCAGUGCUGACCCUCACUGAUACCGAACACGAGAACAAGUCAGACAGUGACAACGGUCUUCCCAUGCCCUCCCCUUCUCGCCCAUCACCUGUCAUUGACCAGUCACACACUCCAUCCCAUCUACAUGUCAACCCACUGUUAGGCCAAGUUAUUGAGCCAGACACAGAUGAAGAGAACGAAGAGGAGGAGGAGGACGGCCAGUACCACCUCUACCCACCUCUGUCACAUGAACAGCCAGCUAGUCAUCAAGGUUCCAGCCUGCCUCCUGUCUCUCUCCCUCACCACCAGCAACCCUCAGUAACAACUUUGAACCAAGCCCUGAGCUGUGCUCAUCACACUGGACAGACACUCAGUUUGUCACGGCAGCUAACACCGCCUUUUGAAAGCCCAGCCCCAGUGCCUGGCGAAUCACCAGCCGAGCUGCAGACCAAUCCAGAGAGCGUCCCGCUGCAAGACAGCUGGGUGCUGGGUAGCAAUGUGCCUCUGGAAACCAGGCACUUCCUCUUUAAAACAGGUACAGGUACCACCCCCCUCUUCUCAACAGCCACUCCUGGCUACACCAUGGCAACGGGCUCAGUUUAUACACCGCCCACCAGGCCAUUACCAAGGAAUACCCUGUCACGCUCUGCCUUUAAGUUCAAGAAGUCCUCCAAGUACUGCUCAUGGCGGUGUACAGCAUUCAGUGCUGUUGGUCUGUCUGUUCUGCUCUCGGUCCUGCUCUGUUACUGCAUUGCUAUGCAUUUGUUCGGCCUGAACUGGCAGCUUCAGGAGAGUGACGGUUAUGGGGAAACAUUUGAAAAUGGAGGAGCAGAAAGUGAUACAACUUCUCACACCUUUGUGGGAUCAGCUGACAAUGGCAAGAUGUUUUUUCUAGAGAACAACACCAUAGACACAGGAGAAGUGGACGUGGGAAGACGAAUCACACAAGAUGUCCCGCCAGGUGUGUUCUGGAGGUCCCAGCUUUAUAUUGACCAACCCCAGUUCUUGAAAUUCAACAUAUUUCUCCAUAAAGAUGCCCUGGUUGGGGUGUAUGCACGAAAAGGCCUACCACCGUCACAUACACAGUAUGACUUCGUUGAGCUGCUGGAUGGAAGUCGCCUUAUUUCCAAAGACAAACGAGCUCUCAGCGAUAGAGACUUGGUGUAUGCACACUUGGAUAUUUAUCAAGAGGUCGAGUCUGAUGGGGGAUCUCGACACACUCGCUCUGUCGGUGUAUUUGAGGCAGGCUUCAUCCAGUACCUGGACUCGGGAAUCUGGCAUCUGGCAUUUUACAACGACGGGCGAAACACAAACCAAAUCUCUUUCAACACUAUCAUCACAGCGUCGAUUAUGGAGUGUCCUCAAAAUUGCCAUGGAAAUGGCGAUUGUCUCUCGGGGGUAUGCCAGUGUUUCCCAGGGUUUUUGGGUCCUGAAUGCUCUCGAGCUUCCUGCCCGGUGCUCUGCAGUGGGAAUGGUCAGUACUCCCGUGGCCGCUGCCAAUGCUACAGCGGGUGGAAAGGUACAGAGUGUGAUGUGCCAUCAAAUCAGUGCAUCGACAUCAAUUGUGGAGGACAUGGGAUCUGCAUGAUGGGCUCCUGCAUUUGUAACACCGGCUAUAAGGGUGACAACUGUGAGGAAGUUGACUGCAUUGAGCCCAGCUGUUCAGUCCACGGCGUGUGUAUUCAUGGAGAGUGUCACUGCCAGCCCGGAUGGGGUGGAUCGAGCUGUGAGAUCGCCAAAGCCAUGUGUCCGGAUCAGUGCUCAGGCCACGGAGCCUACAACACAGAGACCAGCUCUUGUGCAUGUGAUCAGAACUGGACUGGGCCAGAUUGCUCUCUGGAAAAGUGUGCUAUGGCCUGUGGCAGUCAUGGAGUGUGCUAUGGUGGUGUGUGUCGCUGUGAGGAUGGGUGGACAGGAAGUGCAUGUGACCAAAAGGCCUGCCAUCCUCUGUGUAACAAAAAUGGAGUCUGUAAGGACGGGAAGUGUGAGUGUGACCAAGGAUGGACAGGGGAGCAUUGUAACAUUGCUCACAAUCCGGACACUAGAGUAAAAGAAGGCUGCCCAGGUCUAUGCAACAACAAUGGCCGAUGUACUCUGGAGUCUAGUGGAUGGCAUUGCAUCUGCCAGCCAGGAUGGAGAGGGGAUGGCUGCCACGUUGCCAUGGAAAUGCUUUGUAAUGACGGCAAAGACAAUGAAGGAGAUAGUCUGGCUGACUGUAUGGAUCCAGACUGCUGUCUGCUGCCUUCCUGUCAGAACCAGCUGUACUGCAAAGGUUCACCAGACCCAGUGGAGGUGCUUAGCCAGUCUCCAUCCUCACUGGCUCCUCAGCAAGCUGCCAGAUCUUUUCAUCAGCGCAUUCACUUCCUGGUUGGUCCAGAAUCUACUCACAUCCUUAUGGGAGAAAGUCCAUUCAACAGAAGCUUGGUGUCAGUAAUUAGAGGCCAGGUGCUGACUUCUGAUGGAACACCUCUGAUUGGAGUCAAUGUGACAUUUGCUCACUAUCCUGAUCAUGGAUUCACUAUAACACGCAGGGAUGGAAUGUUUGACAUCCUGGCCAAUGGAGGAGCAUCCUUAACAUUACGUUUUGAGCGACCUCCAUUCCUAACCCAGUACAGGACGGUGUGGUUGCCGUGGAAUGUUUUCUAUGUGAUGGACACAUUGGUCAUGAAGAAGGAGGAGAAUGACAUUCCAAGCUGUGACCUCAGUGGUUUCAUCAGACCCAGUCCAGUCGUUGUUGCAUCCCCUUUGUCUAGAUUCUAUAGAGAGUCUCUGGAGGAGGGCCCUAUCAUUCCUGAAACUCAGGUUCUGCAAGAAAAAACGUCAAUUCCAGGCAGUGCUCUUCACCUAAUCUUCUUCAGCUCCAGAGCUGCUGGAUAUAAACCAGUCCUCAAAGUCUCCAUGACACAGUCAUCAAUUCCAUUCAGUCUGAUGAAGGUCCAUCUAAAGGUGGCAGUGGUGGGUCGCCUCUUCCAGAAAUGGUUCCCUGCUCAACCCAAUUUGUCCUACACCUUUAUCUGGGACAAGACAGAUGCCUAUGGCCAGCGUGUCUAUGGACUGUCAGAGGCAGUUGUGUCUGUGGGCUUUGAAUAUGAGUCCUGCCUAGACCUCAUUCUGUGGGAGAAGAGAACAGCCAUACUGCAAGGCUACGAAAUGGAUGCUUCCAACAUGGGAGGGUGGACUCUUGACAAACAUCACAUUCUGGAUGUACAGAAUGGUAUACUGUACAAAGGAAAUGGUGAGAAUGUCUUCAUCUCCCAGCAGCCUCCUGUCAUCAGUAGCAUCAUGGGGAAUGGCCGUCGCCGGAGUAUCUCAUGUCCCAGCUGUAAUGGACAGGCAGAAGGCAACAAGCUGCUGGCACCUUUGGCUCUUGCAUGUGGAGCAGACGGUAGCCUUUAUGUUGGGGACUUCAACUACAUUAGGAAAAUCUUUUCCUCUGGGAACGUUACCAGUGUCAUGGAGCUGAGAAACAAAGAUUUCAGGCAUAGUAACAACCCUGCUCACCGGUACUACCUAGCUACCAACCCAGUGACAGGGCAGCUCUACGUGUCUGACACUAACUCAAGAAGAAUUUACCGACCCAAGAAUCUUAACGGGGCCCAUGACCUCUCCGCUAAUGUGGAGGUAGUGGCCGGAACAGGAGAGCAGUGUCCUCCUUUUGAUGAGGCCCGCUGUGGGGAUGGGAGGAAAGCCACCGAGGCUCUGCUGCUGGGACCCAAAGGGAUUGCCGUUGAUAAGAAUGGGCUGAUCUACUUUGUGGAUGGGACGAUGAUCAGGAAAGUUGAUCGGAAUGGAAUUAUCUCUACAGUUCUGGGCAGCAAUGAUCUAACCUCUGCACGACCUUUGACCUGUGAUACCAGCAUGCACAUAAGACAGGUUCGAUUAGAAUGGCCCACAGACCUAGCCAUCAGUCCCAUGGAUAACUCCAUUUAUGUUUUGGACAACAAUGUUGUGUUGCAGAUCACUGAAAAUGGACAGGUUCGUAUUGUGGCCGGUCGGCCCAUGCACUGCCAGGUGCCUGGUAUAGAGUACACACUGGGUAAGAGGGCAGUGCAAACCAUGCUAGAGGGAGCCACAGCUAUCGCCUUAUCGUACAGAGGUGUUCUCUACAUCGCAGAAACAGAUGAGAAGAAAAUCCAUCGCAUCAGACAGGUGUCAACUGAUGGAGAAAUUACCCACCUAGCUGGUGCAGCGUCUGAUUGUGACUGCAAGGAUACCAGCUGUGACUGUUAUCAAACAGGAGAUGGCUAUGCUAAGGACGCCAGACUUAACUGUCCUUCAUCUUUAGUGGUGUCUCCAGAUGGGACACUGUAUGUGGCUGAUUUGGGAAAUAUCCGGAUUCGAUCCAUACGAUGCAACCAACCACGCACCGGCUCUUUAGCGUCAGGUCCCAACUCCUAUGAAGUGGCUUCUCCAGCUUCUCAGGAACUUUAUGUUUUCGAUGCAAAUGGGACUCACCAGUUCACCAUGUCUCUGGUCACUGGAGACUAUAAAUACAACUUUAGCUACAGCAAUGAGGAAGAUGUUACCGCUGUGACAGACAGCAGUGGGAACACUCUUCGAAUUCGCAGAGACAGCAACAGGAUGCCUGUACGUGUGGUUGCCCCUGACAAUCAGGUGAUCUGGCUGACCAUUGGGACGAAUGGAGGUCUGAAGUCUCUCACAGCUCAGGGUCAGGAAUUGGUUUUACUGACUUAUCAUGGAAACAGUGGCCUUCUGGCAACCAAGAGCAUCCAAAUUGGCUGGACCACCUUCUAUGAUUAUGACAGUGAAGGUCGUCUGACUAAUGUGACCGUCCCUACUGGAGUGGUAACCAGUCUCCACAGCGACAUGUCUUCAGGAGCUAUUGGAGUCGAAAUUGAGACAUCAGGGAAAGAUGAAGAUGUUUCCAUAACUACAAACCUGUCCUCGAUACACUCCUUCUACACUUUGAUGCAGGACCAGCUUCGUAACAACUACCAAGUGGGUAAUGACUGUUCCCUGAGAGUCGUCUACGCCAAUGGGAUGGAUACACACUACCAGACAGAGCCACAUAUACUUGCAGGUGCUGCUAACCCUACUGUUGCUCGACGCAACAUGACUCUGCCAGGAGACAAUGGUCAGAACUUGGUGGAAUGGAGGUUUAGAAAGGAGCAAACUCAAGGAAAGGUCAUUGUAUUUGGAAGAAAACUGAGGGUAAAUGGGCGAAACUUAUUGUCAGUAGAUUAUGAUCGCACAUUACGGACAGAGAAAAUUUAUGAUGACCACAGGAAGUUCAUUCUAAAGAUCAUCUAUGACAUCCAAGGUCAUCCAGCACUCUGGAUUCCUAGUAGCAAGCUGCUGUCAGUCAACUUAACGUUCUCCAGCACAGGGCAGGUGACAGGCCUUCAGAGGGGUUCAACCACAGAGAGAUGGGAGUAUGACAGUCAAGGAAGAAUCAUUUCCCGAGUUUUCGCUGAUGGAAAGAUAUGGAGCUACACAUAUUUAGAUAAGUCCAUGGUCCUACUGCUGCACAGCCAGCAUCAGUACAUCUUUGAAUAUGACUCGGGGAAUCGUCUGUCUGCAGUUACCAUGCCCAGUGUGGCUCGACAUACCAUGCAGACCAUCAGAUCCAUUGGAUACUACAGAAACAUAUACACCCCACCAGAAAGCAAUGCCUCUGUCACUGUUGACUACUCGGAAGAUGGACAGCUUCUCAGACUUUCCCACCUAGGUACUGGUCGACAGAUACUAUACAAAUAUCGCAGACAGAAUAAGCUGGCAGAGAUUCUUUAUGAUUCAACACGAGUCAGUUUUACGUAUGAUGAGACUGCCGGGGUGCUUAAGACGGUUAACUUACAAAGUGAAGGUUUCAUCUGCUCCAUUCGGUUCCGCCAAAUCGGCCCUCUGGUUGAUCGACAGAUAUUCCGCUUCAGUGAAGAUGGGAUGGUGAAUGCACGCUUUGACUAUACCUACGACAACAGUUUCAGGGUCACCAGCAUGCAGGCUGUAAUCAACGAGACGCCACUGCCAAUCGAUCUCUACCAAUUCGAUGACAUAUCUGGGAAAAUGGAACAGUUUGGAAAGUUUGGAGUCAUUUAUUAUGACAUCAACCAGAUCAUAUCAACCACUGUGAUGUCCUACACCAAACAUUUUGACCAGCAUGGCCGCAUCAAGGAGAUCCAGUAUGAAAUUUUCAGGUCUUUAAUGUACUGGAUCACUAUUCAAUAUGACAACAUGGGCCGAGUCACCAAGCGCGAGAUCAAGAUUGGACCUUUCGCCAAUACAACCAGAUAUGGUUAUGAGUAUGAUGAUGAUGGACAGCUUCUGACAGUCUCCCUCAAUGAGAAGCUGAUGUGGAGAUAUAGUUACGACCUGAAUGGAAAUCUGCACUUGUUGAAUCCAGGAAACAGUGGUCGUUUAACCCCUUUACGCUACGACCUGAGGGACAGAAUCACUCGUCUGGGAGACAUUCAUUACAGGCUGGAUGAAGAUGGAUUUUUGAGACAGAGAGGAACUGAAAUAUUUGAAUUCAAUUCCAAAGGUCUUUUAAUUCGUGUGUACAGUAAGGCAUCUAGUUGGACGAUCCAGUAUCGCUAUGAUGGCUUGGGGCGGCGUGUGGCAUCAAAAAAUAGUCUGGGACAACACUUGCAGUUUUUCUAUGCUGAUCUGAACUACCCCACAAGGAUCACUCAUGUCUACAACCACUCAAGCUCGGAGAUCACAUCGUUCUACUAUGAUCUGCAGGGUCAUGUGUUUGCCAUGGAGAUCAGCAGUGGAGAAGAGUUUUAUAUUGCAUGUGACAACACCGGCACUCCUCUGGCUGUCUUUAGCAACAACGGACUCCUGCUGAAACAAGUGCAGUACACGGCCUAUGGAGAGGUUUACUUUGACUCAAAUCCAGACUUUGUCCUGGUGAUUGGUUUUCAUGGAGGUCUGUAUGAUCCUUUGACUCGUCUGCUUCACUUUGGAAGCAGAGAUUAUGAUAUUCCUGCUGGGAGGUGGACUACUCCUGACAUCAGCACCUGGACACGUGUUGGUAAAGAUCCGCAACCCUUUAACUUGUAUAUGUUCAGAGGAAAUAACCCCAUCAGCAAAAUCCAUCAAGUCAAAGAGUAUGUUACAGAUGUCAACAUCUGGUUGGUUACUUUUGGCUUUCAUCUUCACAACGCUAUCCCUGGAUUCCCGAUUCCCAUGUUUGAUCUGACAGAGCCAUCACUGGAGAUGAAAAAGACCCAGCUGUGGGAUGACCUGCCUACCAUCUCAGGCAUCCAACAAGAGUUGACUCGUCAGUCGGCUUCCUUUCUGUCUUUUGAGCGUAUGCCAGCAAUUCAAGUCAGCCAGAGACAUACAGACCACAUCAAGCCAUGGCUGUGGUUUGCAACAGUUAAAUCUCUAAUUGGAAAAGGGGUGAUGUUUGCUGUGGUCCAGGGACGUGUAGUGACCAAGACUCAGAACAUUGCCAGUGAGGACUGCAUCAAAGUGGCUGGAGUUCUGAACAAUGCCUUUUAUCUAGAGGACCUACAUUUUACAGUAGAGGGACGUGACACACACUACUUCAUCAAGACCAGCCUGCCUGAGAAGGACCUCAGUACACUGCAACUCACUUCAGGCAGGAAGUCACUAGAAAAUGGUGUGAAUGUCACCGUGUCCCAGUCUACAACUGUGAUGAACGGGAGAACACGGCGCUUUGCUGACAUAGAAUUGCAGUAUGGCCCUCUGGCACUCCACGUGCGCUAUGGGACAACUCUGGAUGAAGAAAAAGCAAGGGUCCUGGAGCAGGCAAGGCAGAGGGCUGUGACGACCUCUUGGGCUCGAGAACAACAGCGAGUAAGAGUUGGGGAAGAAGGCAUAAAGCUGUGGACAGAAGGAGAGAAAAGGCAGCUGCUGAGCAGUGGAAAGGUGUUGGGAUAUGAUGGUUACUAUAUUCUGUCCAUAGAGCAGUACCCCGAGCUGGCUGACAACGCCAACAACAUUCAUUUCCUACGACAGAGUGAAAUAGGGAGAAGGUAACACAUCAGGAGCAAAGUGACUGUGUACGUUUUAAAAAAAGGUUGCCCCAGAUGGAACUGUUAAUGACCUGGCCUCUAAUAAUUUUUUUCCUUUGUUUUAAGUUUGAUUUAUUUUUCUAACAGACCCGAAACACAAAUCUAUGGUUAAUAUCCGGCCCGGUAAAAGGUUUUUAACCUGUGUAAAUGCAAAUUUCUCUCUUUUUUGAUAUGCCUUCUGAUGAAUGUCCGUUUACUUCAGUGUGUUAGGUCAGCCAUAUUUCUGUUUAAUGUUUACUCUUUUGGAUGAUGAAGGAACAUAGAGACCAGUUUGGAUGGCCACCUUUGUGUUUGAGCAUCCAUCAGAAGUAUUUAAACAGCUGUAAACUGUGCAUCCAUUCCAGAUGUUGUUGGGUCCUAAAUUUCUCUGAGUUGAGUCCUGUCUUUGGGACUUUUUGUUCUUUGAAAUAAGUCAGAAUAUAACUGUCAGUGUUUCUCUCACUCUAAGAGAGGCAGGCACAGUAAAAUAUCUGAAUUUGUAGAAUGAGAAAAAUGUUUUUGUUUGAAAUGUGUUGUUUCGUCUUCACAGAAAAUAGUAUUUUGUUAGGACCUGAAAAUAUUUUUAAAAAAUCAACAAAAAAAAAAAAGGCAUUUACAUCCUGAUGCAUUGCACUAUUCCUGCUACAACUACACUCUCACCAACACAUUAGAUCAUGAAAGUCAAAACCAAAUUUUGUCUUUUUUUUUUAUUUUGGGGCAGUUUAGUUUAAUCUAUCAGCACGUAGCAUUUUUGUAGCAAAUCUAGACCAUAGUAAGAGUGACAUUUGCAGAGGCAAUUUGGGGGCUACAUGGGGGCUGUGUAGGUUCAACAGUCCCAUACAUCUCUGGUUCGCUCCAAAACAAGUCUUUCACUUCUGCAGAUUGUAAUUCAGCUACAUUACGCAUAACCUUGUGAUUUUUGUCAGUCAAAGGUAGCAGUACUGCUUGCAAUAAAACUAUGUCAUGAAUUGGGGUUGUUUUUGCUUAAAGACGGUACAUUUCCAUUAGUAAAAUAAAUGAGUAACCAUUACAGAUAAAAAGGUGUGAAUGUUCUCUCAUUGUUUGUGCUUUUUGUUGUUUAUGGGACCUUUUGUGUUUACAAUGAUUAACUGUAAUCAUUUAAAAAAAAACAUGUUUUAAAUUUUACCUUUUUUCAGAGACAUGGCAAGAUCAUAUUACCUUUACAUGGAAGGUUGAGAAAUUCCUUUUAUCUAUACAUCAGUAUUAGUCUCAGAGGAAGUAACCUAUGUACAGUGUUUCUACCGUAAAUAAUAAAAACCCUUAAAAUAUUA
Molecule: messenger RNA, 10161 nt
Organism: Nothobranchius furzeri (turquoise killifish)
Lineage: Eukaryota; Metazoa; Chordata; Actinopteri; Cyprinodontiformes; Nothobranchiidae
Gene: tenm3
Product: teneurin transmembrane protein 3
Biological process (GO): heterophilic cell-cell adhesion; neuron development; signal transduction
Cellular component (GO): membrane; neuron projection
Molecular function (GO): cell adhesion molecule binding; protein heterodimerization activity; protein homodimerization activity
Source: RefSeq, a predicted model, not a curated record